This is a messenger RNA of Didymodactylos carnosus, 870 nucleotides long. Lineage: Eukaryota; Metazoa; Rotifera; Eurotatoria; Philodinida; Philodinidae. The record is from the annotation of a GenBank genome assembly.
AUGAUAAUCAAAAAAUUAUUGUUGAAAAAUAAACGUUUUAAAACUAUACAAGAAACAAAACGGAAAUGGUUAAAUUAUUUUUUCAAUACUUAUGAAUUUCAAAUAAUAGAAUGUGAACAACAAUAUCAAUGUGAAUUCAUUAAAUUGCAAACACAAUUAUUGAAUAAUUCUACUACUAAUAAUUCAUCGUCACUUUUCGUCAAUCAUAUCAAAGAACUUAUGAAUUAUCUAGCAUCAAGAUUACAAAAAGAUAUUUAUAAUGAAAUGUCAUCGUUCCAACAAAUAACAAUUCAAAAUCGUGAACGUUCAUCAUCAUCGACAGCAACAAAACAUACUAUUGGUGUGUCUCUUGAGUCCUAUCUCGAUGUGAUACGCAAUCCGUUUGAUACACGUCAAUGGAAUCAUCUUUCACUUGCUAGUGAAUUUGAAAAGAAAGUAGAAAAUUUUUUUCGAGAUACACAUGCUUUUAUUGAAUUAUCUUAUAAUCCAUUUAAUGAAAUUUUUGAUAAAGUUAUUCAAUUACUUAAUAAACCACAAUCCAAUAAACGUAUUCUACAAUGGCAAUUUAAACAAAAUGAUGAUAAUAUACCAAUUCGAUCCAUUAAAAACACAAUACGUGCUGUAACAAGAAAUAUUUCAAAAUUUUUAGAUGAAAUAUUACGACGCAUCUUUGAUAAGCAUUGUACAACAACAACAACAAGAAUUAUUGAUGGUGCGCAUUUAAUAACUGAGCUUACAAAACAUAUUAAAAAAGGUCUUUUCAAAUCAACCACUCUUUUAUGUACAUUUGAUAUUGAAAAUUUAUUUACCAAGUUACCACUAGACGAAGCAUUGAAUAUUCUUAUGGAAUUUCUUCAUGUCCAUGGUUAA